Molecule: messenger RNA, 2308 nt
Organism: Prorocentrum cordatum
Lineage: Eukaryota; Dinophyceae; Prorocentrales; Prorocentraceae
Source: the annotation of a GenBank genome assembly
UCUAGCCAUCUUGCCUCAGGGCACCAGGCCACAUCCAGCCGCACCCGGAGCCCACAUCCGCCGCGGGGCCGCCCCAGCUCGGUCGUGGGACCAUGCGCUCCUCGCUGCGGCGCACGAUGGCCGGUAGCCAACCGACCAGAGGCGCCGCGGCGGCCGCCUCGAGGGGCUUUUCUGGCGCCAAGGUGGUGCCCAUGUUCCUCGAUGGGAAGGCAGUCCAAUCCGAAGGCACCACGUUUUUCGACGUCCACAAUCCCGCCACGGGGAAGCUGAUCGCCCGCACGCCCCAGUGUACGCCCGAGGAGCUGAAGAAAGCGGCCGACUCGUGCGCAGAGGCGUUCAAGACAUGGAAAACCACGCCGCCAAGCGUCCGCGCUCGGGUGAUGCACAAGUACGAGGGGGCUAUCCGGGAGAUGACCGGGGAGCUCGCGAAGAUGCUCACUGAGGAGCAGGGGAAGACAAUCGCGGACGCGAAGGGGGACAUAUUCAGAGGCCUGGAGGUGGUGGAGAUGUCCACCAGCAUCCCCUCGAUGCUGCAGGGCGAGACGCUGCCCGGGGUGGCCACGGGCGUGGACGUCUACUCCUACCGGCUGCCGCUGGGAGUGUGCGCCGGGGUCGCGCCCUUCAACUUCCCGGCGAUGAUCCCCUUGUGGAUGUUCCCCCCCGCCUGCACGGCCGGCAACGCGUUCCUGCUGAAGCCCUCGGAGCGCGUGCCCCUGACCGCCAUGAUGCUGGCCGAGCUGGCCACCGAGAGCGGCCUGCCGCCAGGGGUUCUCAACGUGGUGCACGGGGCGCACGACACGGUGAACUUCCUCUGCGACAGUGAGCACAUCCGUGCCGUCUCCUUCGUCGGCGGCAACGCCGCGGGGGCCCACAUCCACCAGCGCGCGGGCAAGAACGGCAAGAGGGCGCAGUGCAACCUGGGCGCCAAGAACCACGCGGUGGUGCUGCCGGACGCCGACCCCGAGAGCGUUGUGAACCAGCUGGUCGGCGCAAGCUGCGGCGCAGCAGGCCAGCGGUGCAUGGCUCUCAGCGUGGCAGUGUUCGUGGGCAGCUCCAAGGAGAUCAUCCCAAAGAUCGCCGAGGCCGCCUCCAAUUUGAAGGUCGGCCCAGGCAGCGGGACAUCGGUGGACGUCGGUCCCGUGAUCUCCGCGGCAGCCAAGAGCAAGAUCGAGGGUCUCAUCCAGUCUGGCGUCGACGAGGGCGCGAAGCUACUGCUGGAUGGCCGCAACCCAUCAGUGGCACAGGGCUACGAGAAUGGGUACUUCGUCGGUCCCACUGUCUUCACCGACGUCAAGAAGGGCAUGCAGAUCUACGACCAGGAGAUAUUCGGGCCAGUGCUUUGCUGCGUCCAGGUGGAGACCUACCAGGAGGCGAUCGACUUCGUCAACUCGAACCCGUUUGGCAACGGCACGGCCAUAUUCACGCGCAGCGGGUCUGCCGCGCGGAAGUACGUCCACGAAAUCGAGGCGGGCCAGGUCGGGGUGAACGUGCCCAUACCGGUGCCGCUGCCCAUGUUCUCCUUCACGGGGAACAAGGCCUCGAUCCUGGGAGACUACAACUUCUACGGCAGGGCGGGGGUCAACUUCUUCACGCAGCUGAAGACCGUCACCUCGGCGUGGCGCGACGAGAGCCACGUGGAGAAGCUGAGCACGGCUGGCGUCGGAGCCCAGUAGGACAGGAGCCCCCCCUAGGCGCCUGUGGCUGCAUUUUCGCGCAAGGGCGCUGCUCCCUACAGGCUGUGGGCGCCCGCCGCCGCUGCGUGUAGUGUUGGGGCACGCACGGCCCGCCAUCCGGCGCCGCGCUCCUUCAGGAUCGUUUCCCGAGCGCUCUUCAGUAGAACGCCGCGUCUGCAUCCCUUGUCGAUGCGGCUCCUCUGCGCUGUCUUCCCCUUCUCCCUCGCCGCUUUCUGUGUCCCUUCCCGCCUCCUUCGCCCCGCCGGCCUUGGCCUCCCGCUUGCGCUCUUUCGCCACCGUCUGCUUGCUGCCAUUUCUCCCGCUCCGUCGCCGCGCAGCACGGAGUGCCAGGCGCAGGCGGCGCCGGCGCGAUAGGUCAUCAAUGCCUAUGGUGAUUAUGAGGCCUUUGUCGAGCCCAUCCAUGGGAGUACGGCUGUUAAGUAGACCGUUGUCUUCCGGCGAGCUGCCUGUUUGCGUAGACCCCCGUCCCGUGUAGUUUUCACGGGGUGUGCGAUGCAGCCUUUUUCGCCCGGUGCGAUGGUGUACAUGUAAGGGAUGCGGGCCAUGGUGCCAGCCGUCUCUCCUGGCACAGUGCCCCGCGCCCUUCCUGCGACCUGGGGCGCCGACCCACCCAA